Centruroides sculpturatus (bark scorpion) is the source of this 2842-nucleotide messenger RNA. Its product is annotated as sodium- and chloride-dependent glycine transporter 2-like. Bases 128 to 2005 code for a protein of 625 amino acids. Gene Ontology annotation, biological process: sodium ion transmembrane transport. The transcript has 15 exons. Lineage: Eukaryota; Metazoa; Arthropoda; Arachnida; Scorpiones; Buthidae. Gene Ontology annotation, cellular component: membrane. The record is from RefSeq and is a predicted model, not a curated record. Gene Ontology annotation, molecular function: glycine transmembrane transporter activity.
AACACAGGUAUGUUCGUUUACAAGGUCUAAUGAUGUCAAAUGUUCUACCUCAAUCAGCAUUGAGUUCUCGUUUAGUAUAUAUAGGAUUAUAUUUAAAUAUUUUUAUAUAGUCUUAUAUUUACGAGUCAUGACACUUAAUACUCCAAAAGAAAAUGAAAAAGAUAUUCCAAAACGUGAAGUAUGGGGAAGCAAGGCAGAAUUUAUUCUUUCGUGUGUUGGUCUUUCUGUAGGAAUAGGAAAUGUUUGGAGAUUUCCUCACUUAGCUUACGAAAAUGGCGGAGGUGCCUUUUUAUUUCCUUACGUUAUUUUAUUACUUUUUGUUGGAAAACCGAUGUAUUUUUUAGAAGUGGCUUUGGGGCAGUAUUCUAAUUCAGGUCCUACGACUGUUUGGAAAUGUUUUCCUCUAGGAAAAGGUAUUGGAGUUGCUAUGGUAAUGUUAUCGAUAAUUGUGGCAAUAUAUUAUAAUAUCGUGAUGAGUUAUACCUUAUUAUACAUGGCGCAGUCUUUUCGCUCUGUGAUUCCUUGGAGCAGUUGUUUUGAAUGGUGGGGAGCAGAUUCGAAUUGCUACGUCAGAUCGGAAAAUACGACUAGAUGCGCCGAUGUCAUGACGAUGAUAGAAACAGAAUAUAAAGAAUCUAAUCGAACAGAAUUUAAUUUAAAUAAUUUAACAAAUAAUAUACCGGAAGAAUAUGCUAUGAAAUUAAAUACCUGUACUAAUGCUACUCAGACUGCUUCGGAGCAAUUUUGGGAGCGCUAUGUGUUAGAUCUAUCAUCUGGAAUUGAAGAAAUCGGUCCAAUAAAAUGGGAUCUAGCUCUGUGUGUCUUUAUAUCUUGGACGGUCGUUUUUUUAGCUCUAAAAAAUGGAAUUAAAUCUUCUGGAAAGGUAGUUUACUUUACGGCAACAUUUCCCUAUGUUGUUUUAAUAUCAUUAUUGAUAUAUGGAGCAACAUUAGAUGGCGCCAUAGAUGGAAUAUACUUUUUCUUCGUUCCUAAAUGGGAAAAACUAUUGGACGUGCAGGUAUGGAGGAAAGCAGCCGAACAACUUUUUUAUUCGUUGAGUAUAUCCUGGGGAGGCUUAACAUUAUAUGGAAGUUAUAAUCAAUUCUACAAUAAAGUACAUAGGGAUGCACUUUUCAUCAGCUCUUUAGAUUUUCUAACGAGUUUGAUUUCGGGUGUGGUCAUAUUUUCGGUAUUGGGAAAUAUGGCUAAAACUAUGAAUCUGGACGUAGCAGUUGUCGUGAAAGGAGGGCCAGGUCUUGCAUUCGUAGCAUAUCCAGAAGCUUUGGCUCAACUUUGGGUACCUCAGCUGUGGUCUUUUCUCUUUUUCUCGAUGUUAUUUUUUCUUGGCGUUGAUAGUGAGUUUGCCUAUCUGGAAACAUUUCUAACAGCAAUUUAUGAUGAAUAUCCUAAAAUGAGAAAUUAUAAAACUGCAGUUACUUUUUUCACUUGUUUGGCUUGCUUCUUCUUGGGUUUACCUUGCGUUACACGGGGUGGACAAUAUGUUUUUAAUUUAAUGGAUGUUUACGGAGGUGGCUUCUCAGUUUUACUUGUAUCAGUCUGCGAAGCAGUCGCUUUAAUGUGGGGAUAUGGUUUCAAAAGGUUGUGCGAUGAUUUUGAAUUUAUGCUUGGAUUCCGACCCGGUUACUUUUGGCAAAUUAGUUGGGCUUUUGUAUCUCCAGUUGUUUUAUUAUCUAUAUUUAUCAUGGGUUUAGUUAGUUAUAAACCUAUAACUUAUAAUGAGGAACCCUAUCCCUUAUGGGCGGAUUUGAUCGGAUGGGCCCUUGCUCUAAGUUCUCUUCUUAUGAUUCCCAUUUGGGCUAUUGUCGUGCUUUAUCAAAAUAGAAAGGAUUUACGUAAAGCACUCUCUCCGACUGAAGAUUGGGGUCCUACAGAUCCAGAGAUUCGCGAAUCUAGAAAUAAACUAAUAGAUAUGAAGAAUUUUGAAAAUAUUGAUCAAAAAGGCAUAGUAAAUAACGGUUUAUAUAUUAAAACGGAAUAUAUGUGAUAAAACUAUAUAUAAGAAUAUCUGAAAUAUUUAAAAUUGUGCCUGCGGUUAAUGAAUAUUCAAUAUUUAUUCGGUAUACAGAAAUCACAUAUUUUUAUAGUUAGUGUGUCAAAAUAUAAAAAAAAAUUUAAUUUAACUUUUUUAAAAUUAGAACAAAACAUUUUUAUACUAGUCUUAUUGGUCUAGAUUGGUCUGUCAAAACACUCUCGUGUCUCUGUCGAUAUUUAAAUAUGUACAAAAACUUUUUAAAUUGCUACUUUUAGUUGUAGACUGUGUUGAAAUAAGUUAUAAAAUAUCAGUUUAUCAAAAAAAUAGUUACAGUACUUGUUAUUUUCCCUCCUCUGAGUGACAUUUUGCGAACUAUUGGUUAUGCAAUCCAAGUUGCAGACUGUCAUCUAUUGAUGACAGAGCUUAUAAGAAAAACACAGUGCAAUAUGCAAUAUUUAAAGAGUUCUGGGGCUGUGAGAAGAUAUUUUACUUCCAUAGAAACUAAACGUCACGAAUCUGUCAUCUAAAAUAGAUUGACUUUUCCCUGUAUUUGCUGCCUGUGAUAUCUCAAUAGUCCAUUUUGUAACUCCAUCUCAGUUUCCGAAUGUCAGUUUUAGUAAGAUGUUCUUCAAAAACAGAAAAAUCUUUAAACAUUCAGAAUAUUUUUUUUUUAGUUUUUCGAAGAAAGAUUGUAGAAAAUGUCAUUUUUUUAUUAAAGAAAAAUUGUUUUAUUUGAAAUAAAUGAUAAAUAAUCGUGUUCUAGAUCAUAAAAUUAUACGACAUUUGUUCAUCCUCAUUAAUUGUGUUGUUUUCAUCAUCAUUAUUAUUCAAUAAAAUUUUUAAAAUUAA